GAUAAUGGGACGUAACUCUUUCACGACUGAGCGCAGUCAUUUACAACUUCCAAUUUCGAUAACGAAAAUAGGCCUUAACAGCGAGUUUUAAAAGAAAACAUAAGUCGAAGGGUGGCGACGAAGUCAAACAAACAUUUUAAUUUUGUAGUGGACACAAUAAACAUUGUAUGACAAUGGCCUCUGGUUCUACUGCACCCAAAGAGGAUGACAUGAUGAAACAGUUUAAGUCUAUGUAUGACUUUUUGAAAGAAAUUUUUCAACCUUCUCCUCAAAAGGGAAAAUCCCCGCCAGACGUCAUUGCAGCUAUCGAUUCACCACAGGGCGGCAACUUUCUUAAAACCGUGAGAUUUGUAACAGAAAGAAUGGACUCGGCAAGGCCAGUCAACAUAUCGUCAUCAGCUGGGCAAAAAUUUACUAGAUCACCAGGUGCAAAGAGGAAAGAAGGGGGAUCAUCAAACAUUGAGCUACAGAUAGCCUCACUUAACAAGGCCGGACCAAUGACUUUCAUACAGAAGACCCAUGCCAGAGACGAUAAGGAUCUUAGGAAAGUCGUAGAUGACCCGUUAAACCAAAUCAAGGAGCUGGAGACAAAAAUAAGUGCAUUGCAAACAGAAUUAAGUGAACUGAAACAAAAACACGGAAAGACUGUUGAAGAAGCAGAAACAGUUGCCCAUGGCUCUGCGCCAACAACAAAACCUGGACAAUCUAAAAUUGGAAUAAAAAGAAACCCACUAACCAGGGCUGGAACAAUGCCUACCAAUCAGGAGACUGAUGCCAGGUCCACAUCGUCAGCCACUGGUGCAGACAAAAAAUCUGUGAACUCACCAGAAGAAAGCGAAUCACACAAAAAGAAAGAACAUGACAUGGAGAUGACAAAAGAACAAUUCUUUAAACAAAAAGAAGAAAACUUUGUACUUAACAAAAGAAUUGAGCAAGCAGAACAAAUAAACAGGAAGUUAAGUGAAGAGAUUAAUAGCCUCAAACAGGACGUUGGCAAGUUUGAAAAGGGAUGGAAUGAAGCAGAAACACAACUUAAGGAAAACAACAAAGCUUAUACAGACUUAUUGGAUAUAAGAAAUCAACUUCUUCAAAAUGUGUCUAAACUGGACAGCGAUGUAAAGAAGUAUCAACAAGACAUUGAAAAUAGAGAUAGUACUAUCAUGUCACUGGGAAAUGAUCUGACAAGCAUAUCCAAAGAACAUAACGAUUUGAAAAGCAGAUUUAGCAAAUUAGCGGGUCACAUGCUUACUGAUCAAAACCCAGAUAUCGCUGAUCUUAGUGAUCCUAACAGAGCCAUGAAGUUGUCUGACAAGUUUGGAGCUUUGUAUGAUGAUGCAUGGACAGAUGCGUUUGAAGACCUUACCAACAAACAGAAACAGAAACCAAAUGAGGCCAUACAAUUUCUUUUGGAAAGCUUGAAGGAAUGUUGGGGUAUGUGUAAGAAAGAGGCUGAAACAUGGAUGUACUCUCUUCAGAAUGUAUUUGCUCAUCCUGUACAGGACAUAGAGGCCGUAAGUGUAAGUGUUGUUUUUGAACCCAACUUACGGCUUUAG
This is a messenger RNA of Dreissena polymorpha, 1553 nucleotides long. Its product is annotated as coiled-coil domain-containing protein 18-like. The record is from RefSeq and is a predicted model, not a curated record. Lineage: Eukaryota; Metazoa; Mollusca; Bivalvia; Myida; Dreissenidae. The coding region runs from base 168 to 1553 and encodes 461 amino acids. The transcript is spliced from 13 exons.